AUGCCCACCGGCAGUCCAGCACCAGAGCUCAAUUUUCAAUCUCAGGUUCAAAAUUCAACAAUUCCUCAGUGCUACUCAACGCUGUCUGAUGAGUUUGCUUUUACUUUCGCAUUAGGAAUGGACGGUCUUGCUUGCGCCUCCGCUACCACCGCCGCCGCUGCUGCGUCCUUCUCUGUCAACAAGUUUUUGCUGUUUCCUUCUGCCUCAGCAUUAAGAGCAGGACUGAAAAGAGGGGCUAAAAGGGUUUCUUUCAGGGUUUUUUCGGCGAAAGAAGAGCCAAAGUUUGACAAAUGGGACCAAAUGGAGCUCAAGUUUGGCCGCUUGCUUGGUGAAGACCCCAAACUCACCCUUGCAAAGAUAAUGGGUCGAAAAGCAAACCCUGAAGCAUCUUAUAUUGAAAUUGAGAAAGCAUUUUAUAAGAAUAAGGGUAAAAUAAUUGAAGUAGAGGAGGUUCCUUUUGAUGUUGAAAAGAAAUCGCCCACCUCAUCUUCUGAUGGCUUAAAUUUAGUUCGUCCUGUUCCGAAGAAGGGAAUCAAGUUUAAAGCUGAUGAUAAUCCAACCAUAUCUGAGAUAAAGAGACCAACUCUGUCAGAUGGGAAGACUGUGGAUAGUGCAAAAAAGGGAAGGGUUCCAAACGUUAUCUUGAGAAAGCCAACUUUGGUCAAUGAAGAUGAUGUAGAAGACCUACCCAGGUUUAGGAUAAAACCAAAUUUGUCACUGAAAAUGAGGAACAAAAAGGCGAAAGACCACUUUAGUGAAAUGACUUUGUUGAGAAAGCCAGAACCGAUGAGUGUUGAUACAAGCCAUGAUAAGAAACAAGACUCUGAAGAUGGUGUUGGGCAGAAAGAGAAAGAAGUGGAGGAUAGGAUUGGUGAUUUUACAUUAUUAGGAAAGUCUGAACAGAGUAUCCAUACAAACAUUCGCGAAAUGCAAGAGCUAUUUGAAGAUUUAGGAAUUGAAGGGAAAAGAUGGGAAGCGGAGAGCGAAGCUAACAUGCUGGCUAAUGCAGCAGAGAAUACUUCUCAAGAAUCAUUAGACUCGGGGCAUAGCUCAAUCCCUAAGAAACCCAAGAUAAAGGAUGACUCCAUAAGUGGAAUGCAGCCAGUUGAGCUAAGUCAUAGGGUAUCUACUGAGGAAUCCAGCACUGGUCCCUCUAUCGAAGCUGCACUUCAAGGGAAGCCAAAAAGAUUAGAUCAAUCUGUGAAAGAAACAUCAAACUCCAGUAGAGCACAAACUGUUCCCAUCAAUCCUGAAGAUUCUGGUGAUCUCCCUUCUGUAUCACCUCAGGAGGAUAGUGAUUGGACGAGGGUAGAACAUCUGCUUAAGACAGGAGAAAGGGCAGAAGUGGAGUUAAUAAGCUCCAGCACGAGAGGUUUUGUUGUAUCUCUUGGUUCUUUGAUUGGAUUUUUGCCUUACCGCAACUUGGCAGCUAAAUGGAAGUUCUUAGCUUUUGAGUCAUGGUUGAGACAGAAGGGCUUAGACCCGGCUGCUUAUAAGCAGAAUUUAGGAGUUAUUGGAAGUUCUGAUAUAAUGAGCAAGAACUCUUCUCUGGUAUCAAACUCAGAUAUGGAAAAUAACCAACAAUUUGAGGGAAAAUUUUCAUCUGAUAUGAAUUUGGAAGAUCUUUUCAGGAUUUAUGAUCAAGAGAAGCUUAAAUUCUUGUCCUCAUUUGUUGGUCAGAGAGUCAAAGUAAAUGUGCUAAUGGCCAACAGAAAGUUCAGAAAACUUAUAGUGUCUCUGAGGCCAAAAGAAAAGGAAGAGUUGGUAGAGAAAAAGAGAAAUGUUAUGGCCAAGCUUCGUGUAGGUGAUGUUGUUAAAUGCUGCAUCAAGAAAAUCACUUAUUUUGGUAUAUUUGUGGAGGUUGAAGGCGUGCCUGCUCUGAUUCACCAGACCGAAGUAUCGUGGGAUGCCACCUUGGAUCCUGCAUCUUAUUUCAAAAUUGGUCAGAUUGUUGAGGCAAAAGUUCACCAAUUGGAUUUCACACUUGACCGUGUAUUUUUAUCAUUGAAGGAGAUAACACCAGAUCCACUGAUCGAGGCCUUGGAGUCUGUGACUCCGCAUUUAUCUUGUGUGCCAGAGAAGAAGGAUGCCAGUCUGCUAGGAGCCCUUGCCUGCCAGUAG
Messenger RNA from Theobroma umbraticum, 2121 nucleotides. NCBI's taxonomy places the organism in Eukaryota, Viridiplantae, Streptophyta, Magnoliopsida, Malvales, Malvaceae. The record is from RefSeq and is a predicted model, not a curated record.